Molecule: messenger RNA, 147 nt
Organism: Dibothriocephalus latus
Lineage: Eukaryota; Metazoa; Platyhelminthes; Cestoda; Diphyllobothriidea; Diphyllobothriidae
Source: the annotation of a GenBank genome assembly
AUGCAGGACUUCUCGGAGGUCUGUCUGCCAAACCUCGCCGACAACCACCAGCAGCAGCACGCCUCCGAACGCUAUGCGUCCGCCUUCCUCAAAUCGGGUGAAUUCGCCGCCAGUCGUCUGGCUGUCGCCAGUCUGGAGAUCGAGGAG